AUGUUUAUUAAUAUUCAAAUUUAUAUUUUAACGUUUAUUUUAUUAUUAUUAAUACCAAUUGAGUCUCGUUCAGUUUUUAAUGUUGGAAACAAUAACGACAACAACGAAAUAUUUAUCUCAAAUGAAUUACGUGAAGAUGAUAAAAAGGCUAUUCUAACAUUAACAGGAUAUCGACAUAGAUUUGAUCAUUCUCACAAUUUAAAAUUACUUAAAUUAUCAUCAGUGAAUUAUCGGGAUACUAAAGCUUUAUGUGAAUUUUGUGACCUAGUUGUUCCAAUAGCACGCAUAUUAAUUGAAUAUAAUGAAACUGCUCAUAUUGAAAAUGUUGUUAUUGGAAUUUGUAAAGACUUCAAAUUAUUUGAUCCAGAUGUUUGUGUUGGUGCCGUACAUGAAUAUAAGGACGCGGUUAUUGAAGUUAUUGCCACAAGUAAAUUGAACAAUAAACAAUUGUGUGGUAUUGCAUUUGAUUGUGAAAAACAAACAGAUAUUCCAGUUUUAAAUUGGAACGUUACUUUUCCAAAUGUGCCAAAACCGCCUAUAAAACCACCACAACCACCAUCGGCAAGUAGAAUAAAUAAAUCGUUAAUUUUCAAUCGUGUACAAGCUUCUGGUUCACCAAAAUUAAAUAUUCUUCAUUUAUCUGAUAUACAUAUUGAUUUCAAAUAUACACCUGGAUCGCUAGCGGACUGCCCACAGCCUCUUUGCUGUCGAUCUGGCACACCAGCUCCGUGCAAUUUGUUUCCGACGCCGAUAAUUAAAAGUGACAAUAUAUCAUGGUUAUACACAUCGUUAGCUGAUAGUUGGAUCAAACUUGGUCUACCAGAAGAAACACGUUCAAGUAUAGUAAACGGUGCAUUUUAUACAACAAUUGUACGUCCUGGUUUACGAUUGAUAUCAAUGAAUAUGAAUUAUUGUACAUCAGACAACUAUUGGCUCUUUAUUAAUUCGACGGAUCCCCUAUCCCAGUUGCAAUGGGUUGGUUGA
Didymodactylos carnosus is the source of this 984-nucleotide messenger RNA. NCBI's taxonomy places the organism in Eukaryota, Metazoa, Rotifera, Eurotatoria, Philodinida, Philodinidae. The record is from the annotation of a GenBank genome assembly.